Messenger RNA from Colossoma macropomum (tambaqui), 4853 nucleotides. RefSeq names its product CDC42 effector protein (Rho GTPase binding) 1b (gene cdc42ep1b). The transcript is spliced from 5 exons. Bases 2759 to 3757 code for a protein of 332 amino acids. The record is from RefSeq and is a predicted model, not a curated record. Lineage: Eukaryota; Metazoa; Chordata; Actinopteri; Characiformes; Serrasalmidae.
CUUGAGCUCCGUUAGGUCUCGUGCGUUAGCGCUCACUCACAAACUCCUGAGCAAACCUCAAACUGCAGUGGACACUAGAAACUACAGAGAACCUACAAGCUACAGAAAACACUCCACACUCCAGCGCGCGCGGUUUUACUGCGGGACCCCUCGCGACUCCCGCCUCUGUCUGCCCGGCUGCGUGUAGAAGCUGCUUAGAGGUCAGUGACUGCAGUUUGUGCAGGCUGUGAGGGAGACAGACUGAGCGCUGUGUGGAGAUGUGGCGGGGUCAGUGUCUGUGUAUGUAUGUAUGCAUGGGUGAUGCUACUGGACAUGCAUAAUCCAUGGCUUGUACUGUGAGCGUGCCACAGAUGGAUGCAGGGUGCUGAGUGACGGGACACUAAGUGGAUUGGAAGAGUCUCACAGAGUGACAGAGGAACAGAGACAAAAGAGAGAGAGAGAGGAAGAGAGAGAGACAGAAUAAUCUGGCUAAUCCAGGACAGGCCAAUCCCGACGGAACGCUUGUCUCACGUCCGCUGCGAGACACAGCGGCAGGGAUUACGGCUGGGGAAAAACACGCACACACCCACACAGACACAGUGGGACUCCACACACACUCACUCACUCACUCACUCACACACACUCACUCACUCACACACUUUGAGGCCUGAAGCCUGAAGAACGUUUUGCUGAAACAACAAGGACUGGAGAAAGUCGGCAGGACAUCCUGUGGACUGCUAGGGGAUGAAACCUCCAGAAGGAAAAAGAGAUAUUUCUUUUGGCUGCUAGAGAAGGAGGACAAAAUAAGUGCUGGAGAGCGCUGCACUUACGCAUUACAGCGUUCAAUCCUGGUUAGUUUGCUUUGUGGAAAACUUUCAUGUCUAAAGUUUCAUGCCUAAAGAGUCUGGUCAGGUCAUUGCAACAGAAAUAAGCCAGUAGUGGUGUAUGCGUGAGGCUGUGCUUUAAUAGUGCUGUAAUGUGUAUGCUUCUUUGACUUUAGUUAAACAUACUGGAGCUCUUUAUCAAUGGAUUUAAAAUAACCCGUAAACUCCUACAAAGGGCCUAACUAUAAAGUUACAUAUCAUUGCUCAUGUCAAAGCCUUAUAUCUCCAUUUCUUUACUUCUGCAAUUUAAGAAAAGUAGCCAGCUGCUCUUGACAUUGUGUGAAUAAUUCGCGAUGGAUGGAUCAAUAGAAACGCCCUAAAACGUACGAGAUUGUGUUAUUACAGAUGCGAGGUUGUGUUAUUACAGAUGCGAUAUUAGUUUCUUAGUAGUUCCUAAGUAGUUUAUACUUAAUAGUUUAUAUGUAGUUAUGCCUGAAUAAUAUGUGUUAAGAUUAUUAACGGAAUAAUAAGUCUACAGUUUAAGGGGUUAAUGGCUGGAUGUAGGUGUUUUAUGGAAGCUGAUGGAACGUAGUCAUUGUGAAUGCUUCUAGAGAGAGGAAAAGAGAUAGGAAUAGAAAAAGGACUGGUUAGCACUCAGGCUGGGAGGAGGUGUUUAAAACCCACUGAAAUCCUAUUAAACUUCAUUAACAGGGUUAUUUAUAAUCUUUGAGUGAGUGUAGAGGUGCAGGUCGGGGCACGACCCAAAGCACCUUACUGUCCACUGCUCUGGGGGGGAAAUAUAACCCAGCAGCCUACAAACCCAAAACCCAAAACCACAGCUGUGCAUAGGAUAUUUGGUUUUUGUCAACAACAGUCAGAAAGAUGAUGCAGAUUUCUGAUUCCAGACAUCUUGAUGAUGGAGUAAGUGAAGGUAAUAGUAGUAUGUUAUAACAGUUGGAAUCUGAAGUACAUUUCCCAAAGCAGUUCCAGCCCAGCCCUUGUCUGUGCUGCACUGUACUCAAUUUUGCAAGGUAGUUCCCUGAUUGGUCUGUUCCAGUCCACUUAUUGAGGACCUUGCUGAGUAGCUGCUGAUUGGUCAGUCUUUGUGCGGUAAAUUGCUGAUUGUUGGCCUCCGCACUUUUCUAAUUGGUUUUUCUAAUUGGUCAGUCUUUUUGUGAACACAGUCUUUGUUAGACACAGUCUAGUCAGUGAAAGAGUAGCUUAUUGAUGAUGGAGUCACUUUAAGCAUAGAUCUUUUUUCAAGUCUAACAGUGUAUUAAUAAUUGGAGAUAGCAGGUGUUAAAGUCUGGUGCAGAGAUUCAGCCUUUUAUGCAAGAAAAUAAAGCUUCUGUACAGGUUUGCUAGCACACAUCUGAGCUUGGGAGGGUUCCUGACAGCAGUUGAACUUGCUGAAUUCUCCACCCAGAGUUUCCUUAGACGACUGGAUGUUAAAACCAGAUUGAGUAAAGACCGCUAUAUCUCAAAAACACACCAAACCUCUGCACAUACACACACACACACACACUCUAUGGACUACAGUUGGCUUCUUUAAGCAUCUAUGGUUCUAGAGAAAGUAGGCAGUAUUGCUCUGUGAAGACAAGAUCGUUUUACUAAAGGAGCAGUGUUACAGAGACUUUGCAUACUUUUUGGCAUGUUUCGUGCAACUUUGCUUUGACCUUGUAUCAGGAGGAACGAAUAGCUAUCUGCUGCUCAUUUGUUUUUGUUGACUUUCUCUUGGAAUUAAAAGGAUUUCAUUUGGAUAUUUUCAAAGCCACAUCUUAAAGGGAUCUUAUUUUCAGAAGACUGACAGACUUUUCAGGAAUCUCCUUAUAUCUGGAUUAACGAAUCACAAAAAACAAACCUAUUGCUCUUUUUAUUUACUCACUCUGGGAUUUAAAGGAUUUUGAUUGGACCUUGCAGAUUUAGGCCUGAAAGGGAUUUUACUUUCUGUCACCAUGAGUCUGGCCAAGCUUCCAGGAUUUAAAGGCCUUGUGUCGACAUCCCAAAGCAGGCGGCGCAUUAAGACCGAACUUUCGGCCGAGAUGAUUAGCCUGCCACUGGGGGACUUCCGCCACACCAUGCAUGUGGGCCGUGGAGGCGACGUUUUUGGAGACACAUCAUUCCUCAGUGAGCACGGAGGCCAGGGAAGCACCCCGGAGAGUCCCGACUCCAAACCAGUGAGGUUUUUCUCCCGCACUCUGCGCCAUGUCAGGAGGAACCCCCAGCACAGGCUUAGGACAGACUCCCGAGAACUCUCAUCUCCACCCCCACCCAUCUCACCCAUCAUAAAAAAUGCCAUCUCACUGCCCCAGCUCAAUCUGACCAAUGGAGGCCUGGAAGGGCCAGUGCUCCCCACCUCCACCAGCUGCCUGGAACAACCACUUUACUCCUACGGUGUCCAGUCAGGUUUCGUCACGCUGCCUCGUCUGUCGCGUCUCGACAGGAACUCAACAGAAUCACCUCCGCUUCAGCCUCAGCAGCGGCGUGGCUCAGAUCCAGACCCUUUCCCCACGCUCCAACGCUCCGACUCACUCACCUCCUUUACCGUGGACCUCGGACCCUCCCUCAUGACUGAACUGCUGGGCCUCAUUAACAGCUCUAGUGACUUCCAGGGGGUACAACAGGACCUGGAGGAUGAAGAGGAAGAGGAGGAGCCAAGCUCAUUGUUUGAGAUGGCAGUGGAGAGUCCGUGUGUGAGCAGCAGGGGGUGCUCUAGCAGCCCAGACUGGACCCAGCAGGACACUGAAACAGGUGAGAAUGGGGACGUUAUUAAACAGGUGACGCCGGAUGCUUCCAUGUGGUCCCCGGUGAGAGUGGAGCCGACUAUGGAGGCCGAAAGGUUCCAGCAGGCAGCCGACAUACUGGCACGCCAUUACGGAGGGUCUGGAGUUAUAAAGGGACGACGGAAGGCACCGCACGCUUUCCCUGAGGAGGAAGAGGAGAUCAAAGUAUGAACAUGGAGGGAAAGACAUUACAGAUAUGUUAAUGUAGACAAUACACUAAAGCAAUAGUUAAGCAAAAAGUGUAAUUUACACAUUUUCUCCCUUAUCCCAAUUAAAGUUGACCAGCCAAGACAUGUUUGGUGUCUUAAGUUUGCUUCUUUAGUUUUGCACUGGAACCACGAGGCUAAUGUAGCUAACAAAUAAUAGAUAGUUUUACAUCAUCAAUUAGCAUUAUGCAAAUUGCAUGCCUAAAUCAUCACACAUUUGCCUUAGUUACAAAAGUACAGACAAAAUUGAGGCUUCAAGAAUACUGCUACACUGUUUUCAGCUAUGCAGUGGCCUUUUUUAUGAAUAGUUGUUCUUGUUAGCCUACAUUAGCUUAUAUUAGCCUAGAUUCAAUGUGAAACUAAAGAGGCAAACGUCAGACACCAAAUAUGUCUUGGCUCAUGAAUUACAUUUAGAGUAAGAGGAAAACUCUUCUUCUUUUUUUUUUGCAUAACUGGGAAAAUUAUGCAGUUUUGUUUAUUAUUUUUUGUCUUUCAUUUAAACCCUGAAAAAACUGUAGUACAUCAGAGAGCACUACUGACUCUGUUGUUAUUUAGUCUUUUUAUACUACAUGCAUUUUUCAAAUACAAGGAAAGUAGUGGAAGAUAAUGUUAAAAAACACAGCUUUUAUACAGGCAUAAUUUCCAGAUAAAAUAAUAAGAUAGACACUAGAUCUUUUGACUUAAACUUCUCAAUGUGUUCUUUUAAACAUUAAACUUCUUCAAGCACUACAGCCAAAAACAUUUAUAUCUUCAGAACCUCCUUGUGUAAUGAGCGCCUCCUAGUGCAAGUUCAUAGUCCUGCUUAUCCACACACUAUACACAGUGAGUAGUGUGGUAAUGAAAACCUUUAGCUGACAGCUUCAGCAGUGUUCAAUCUUCAGUUUUGUAUGUAUCCUCUCAGCUGCAGUUUAAUGUAAACUUUCUGUGCUGGUUUCUGUAGCAUUCAUUUAUAUAUUGUUCUUUGUUCUUAGAACUUAUGGCUCAAAAAUGUCAGUAUGUAAGAGUUUAAGUGUCACUCAUGUAAAUAAUUCAAUAAAAAGGUAAUUUUUUUUUAAAUACUG